This is a messenger RNA of Rhodamnia argentea, 1194 nucleotides long. Its product is annotated as NAC domain-containing protein 22-like. The record is from RefSeq and is a predicted model, not a curated record. Bases 1 to 1194 code for a protein of 397 amino acids. NCBI's taxonomy places the organism in Eukaryota, Viridiplantae, Streptophyta, Magnoliopsida, Myrtales, Myrtaceae. The transcript is spliced from 4 exons. Gene Ontology annotation, biological process: regulation of DNA-templated transcription. Gene Ontology annotation, molecular function: DNA binding.
AUGAAUUCUCAAGCACCGUCUUCUUUGAAGCUCGCGGCCAACGUUGCCUCGUCUUCGGUACCACCGCAGGACAGCCAUAGUGUCGUAGCUCCUGGGUUCAGGUUCCGUCCAACUGAACAAGAAUUGAUCUUGUAUUAUUUAGGGCGAAAAGUGCUUGGACUACCCUUAUACACUAAUGUUGUUCCUGAUAUUGACAUCUACAAAUUUGAGCCCCAUGAAGUACCAGAAAAAGUUGGAGGAGACCUCGAGUGGUAUUUCUUCAGUAAGCUGGACAAGAAAUACGAGACAGGAGUGAGAGUGAAUCGAUCUACCAAAAGGGGGUAUUGGAAGGUAACCGGGCCCGAACACAAAAUCAAGUACGGCACCCAAGUGAUCGGCCAAAAGAGGUUUCUCGUGUAUUAUGCCGGGCAAACGAAGGUGGGGAGGCGGACCGACUGGGUGAUGCACGAGUAUCGACUGAUGGAUGCAACGCUCCAAGUGCCCCAAGCCAGGGACGUCUACGUAGUCUCCAGGUUGUUUUGGAAAGGCAACUCCGAGGAGGAGGGAGACCAAGUUCAUGACGACACCGUUGCCCCGGCCGAUGUGGCUCUUCAGCCUUUGGCGGAACUUGGAUCGGACGAAAUGGCGCCGGCCGCUUACGCCCGGGUUAUUCGCAAACGAUCCCCACGUAAAACUCUUGAUCUCCUGACCAAUUUCGACGGCGAGGGACGGUACGAAAACUUGGAGGAGACUUCAUCCGCGAGGGAAGAUGCACCGACCCAUCCGGUCAAGAGACCCAGAAAUGCUGAAGCUAAUGGCCCGCAAAAUCUUUCCCCGGGAGAUCAAGAACCGAACAGCUCAAAUUCUGUGGCGGGAGCUGUACCAUCACUGACGUUGAGCUUGGCAUGCCCGGCAUCGAAAACAGCACCUGAGCAACAAGAACAGCGACAAAUAGCAAUGCCGGAACCAGUUCCCCAGCAAGCCGUGGAGCCACCAUGGAGGACAACUGUUCAAACCUCGCCAAACAGCACCCGAGCAACAGCAGCCGAGCAACGAGGACAGCGACGAAUAGCGAUACCGCAACCAGUUCCCCAGCAAGCCGUGGAGCCACAGCAAACAACAGCCGUUCAAACCUGGCCAGAGAUUCGUUUAACCAUCGAGAGGGAAACCGUCAAGCGCCAGACUUCGGAGGACCAAUGUGUCAAAGACGUUUAA